UCUAUCCUUCUAAGAAUUUGGCACCAUAUUUCGUAAUAGAAAACAAGAUAAACAAAAAUACCUAACUUGCGCCUUCUCCUGUUGCUAAACCCUUCCUCUGUUUAUCCGUUCACAGCAAUUCCUCGCCAUUGUCUCUGCUAAAUACAAAGGCUUAAGUUAAUUAUUUGCUAAUUAGCUCUAUCUUUUUCUUUUUUUUUUCAAUGUCAAGAAAAAUGGGUGGAGGAGCUGCAGCUACACUACCGAAUGAUGUACCAUGGCGAGCUGCUUCUGGUUCAAAGCCAAUCCCCAAAAUUCAUUACUCCCCUAUUCUUCGUAUCCCUCAAAACCCUUAUUCCAGUUAUGCUCUCUCUGUUAUGAAGGAGCCAGAUCCAAUUGGAAGUGGAUUGGGGACGGAGGCUAUUGUAGAAGCUGCAGGUCCAGAUUGCAUUGUGCCAGGACAGAUUGCACCUAUUAAAUUACUUGGGCUUAAGGUAUGGCCCAUUGAAGUCGACCUGAAGUUUACGGAACCUAUUGGACGAGAACUUAAGUCGGUUGGGAAGUUUAUGGAUUCAGCAGUUAAUCUUAUGAACAAAUCUUUCAUUGAUCGCUAGUGUUUCCAUUGGACUGGCUGGUGUUCACCAGAGUCUACUAUCUACACGAGGCAUGUAAAAAAACUGGUGAAGUGGGUUAUAGAGAUCAAUUUUUCCAAUUAGCCCUGUUAAUGUCCCUCAUUUGGGACUUCAUUUGUACUUUAAUUGGUAGUUUGUUGUAUAUUACUUGAAGUUGUGGCAUUUUAGAAAUAAGUGAACUAUAUCUAUAAUCAUAUGAUAUGGAAUUUUAGUCCCAAAUUCAUGACCUGAACAAUGUCUAUUGAAUACACACUAUUGAUUUGUUAUUUCCAACUUUGGACUUUAAUCAUGGAUAAUGGAACUGAACGAUGAAAAUA
Molecule: messenger RNA, 925 nt
Organism: Nicotiana attenuata
Lineage: Eukaryota; Viridiplantae; Streptophyta; Magnoliopsida; Solanales; Solanaceae
Exons: 4
Coding region: 201-590 (129 amino acids)
Cellular component (GO): chloroplast envelope
Source: RefSeq, a predicted model, not a curated record